GCUUGAAUUUGAAUUCUGGUUUUCAAGAUCUGUAUGAGGACUUCCAGGCUAUGACUGGACAAAGAGGAGAAAACUGAAACCCGUUUAUUAGCAACUUUGCCACGUCAUGGUUGAAAGCGGGUCCCACAGAAAAAGAGGUUUAACAUUUUCUCAUUCUUUUGGUUUUAUUUACCACUCUGCGACCCUCCGCCACAUCACCCUCUCAUUUUCUUUCCCAUUCACAUUCACUCCUCUCUUUCACUCUUCCACUCUUUCCUAUCCCCACACCAAACAAAAAAAAAAUAACAACUAAUGGACCCCACACCCUCCUUCCACCGCCGAUCCUCCUCCUCAUCCUCCCACCGCCUCCUCGGUCGCUACCCCGCCACCGCUGCUGCACCCCCCUCCCCUGCCGAUGAGCUCAGCGAAGCCGAGCUUUUCUGGGCGGCCGAUUCCCCUGAAUCGGAACCCCAACACCACGCGCCCUCGCCCAAGCCUCGCCUCCGUAACUUCGAUCGCCCCGUCGAUUCCGGAAUCCUCGUCGUGCUCACGGAGCCGGAUUCCCGUGGCGGCGUGUUCCGCGGCAAGUCCCCUGUUCAAACCUCCUCGCGCAUGACGAUUCCGUCGCUGCCGAGGCCGCCGGCCUCCGACUACCUUGCGCAGUCCGCACCUUCUAGAAAGUUCCAGCAAUCGGCGCCCGUCAAGGUUCCUAUUCUGAUUGCGGCCGGCGCCUCCAAGCGCCGCAACGCCGACGAAUUCGCGCGCGUGAUCGAUGACGACGAUGAUGACGAGGAGAUGCUGCCGCCGCACGAAAUUGUGGCGAGAGGCUCUGGCGUUUCGCCCAAAACCACUUUUUCGGUGUUGGAAGGAGUUGGGAGAACCCUCAAAGGGAGGGAUCUCCGUCAGGUUAGAAACGCCGUUUUGCGCCAAACCGGUUUUCUUGAUUGAUUAAUUUAAUUUUACUUACUUUCCAUUUCUAUCUCUUUCUCUCUCCCGUUGAGGUGGGGAAGUUAAAUUUUGAUAGCUUCUCUGCACUAUCCAUGAAAGUGAUAGUUUCGCUCCACGUAACUUCGUUUUCGGAUGCUCUUUUUGCUCUGUGCUUGGUAUAGAAUCUGGAAACAUGUUAGUUGAUGGACCAAACUUGGAUAAAGUCUAUCUUUUUUUUUUCUUUUUC
Molecule: messenger RNA, 1153 nt
Organism: Vigna umbellata (rice bean)
Lineage: Eukaryota; Viridiplantae; Streptophyta; Magnoliopsida; Fabales; Fabaceae
Product: protein S40-7-like
Source: RefSeq, a predicted model, not a curated record